AUGAUCCAAACCAUGCCAAAGACUCAAGGACUUCCAGAGUUUAGCCUAGCGGGGAAGGUAGUGUUGGUGUCGGGUGCUGCUCGAGGACUCGGUCUGACACAAGCCGAAGCAUUGCUGGAAGCUGGCGCACGAGUAUACGCACUUGACAGACUCGAGGAACCCUCAGCAGACUUUGCGCCAAUUGCUGAGAAAGCAAAGAACGAACUCGGAACUUCGCUCGAAUACCGCCAAAUAGACGUGCGAGAUGUCAAGAAGCUCCAUGAGAUUGUUGAGGACAUCGCCAACAAGGAGGGUAGACUUGACGGGCUGAUUGCUGCGGCCGGCAUCCAACAAGAGACGACUGCAUUGGAAUACACUGCUGAGGAUGCAAACCGCAUGUUCGAAGUCAACAUCACGGGAGUCAUGAUGACUGCGCAAGCGGCUGCGAAGCAAAUGAUCAAGUUUGGAAGUGGCGGAAGUAUCGUGCUCAUCGCGAGCAUGUCUGGUACAGUUGCAAAUAGGGGUCUAAUCUGCUCGGCAUACAACGCGUCGAAAGCCGGUGUCAUGCAGCUCGCGCGCAACCUCGCGUCAGAAUGGGGCGAGCAUAAUAUCCGCGUCAACACAAUCUCGCCAGGGUACAUUGUGACUGCAAUGGUGGAGGAGCUCUUCAAGAAAUACCCAGAGCGUAGAGACACGUGGCCGACACAGAACAUGUUGGGUCGUCUGUCAAAGCCUGAGGAAUACCGUGGUGCAGCGGUGUUCUUGCUGAGCGAUGCGACUGGAUACGCGGCAUACCUCAUCUACAACACGGUCCAAAGCCCUGGCCCGGGCGAUGGCCUCCAGCGCAGCAACGCGGUCCGCAGACGGCGCCCGCGAGAACCACCGCCAGCACCUGCCCUCCCAUUGAACGAGCGCGACAUACCCUUUCUGGGCCGAUACGAUUUGCUCGGUACCGAAGUGCCCCUCGACCCUCGUAACCUCGUCACCCCAACAGAGCUGCGCGACAUCAUCCUAAGCGCGCAGCCAGAUGCCCAACAUAUCGUAAUCGAAAAUGCCAUAACAAGCCUAUACAACGAGUUCCUCGACCGACUGCUGGUCAUACUCUACCCCGAUCGAGCCCUGUCCCCAUCACAGGCGGACAGUGUCGCAACUUGGCUGAACGCCCGCAAUCCGAACAUCACGGUACUGGAUCGUGCCCAGAUAGCCCGCGCCGUGGCAAGACAUGCGCAGAUAUUCCCUCCCGGUGACAGCCUUGCUCUCGAUGAUGCUGAGAGUAUCGCAGCUACAGAUUUGUCCUUGGGGAGCGACGAGGACGCGGAUGAUGCCAUUGACCCCGAAGGCCAGACCCUUCAGCGCACCUUGUACCACAUUGCAGAGGACCGCGCGAGGCUCGAGGGCGUUAUACAUCGUGGCAUUACGUGCAACGGGUGCGACGAGAAGCCUAUCCGAGGCACCAGGUGGCACUGCGCCAACUGUCCAGACUUUGACCUGUGCUCCAACUGCGAAGCAACCAAUUCGCAUUACAAAAACCACAUCUUUUACAAGAUUCGCGUGCCUGCGCCAUACCUGAGUCUCCCAAAGCAAGAGCCCCUCUAUCCUGGCAAGCCUCACAUGAUGAGCCCCUCGAUCGAUCCAGCACUCAAGAGACGCCUCGUAGCCGAAACCAAGAUGGAAGCAGAGGAGAUUGAGGCCUUGUGGGACCAGUUUACUUGUCUCGCAGGGGCCGAGUGGGCAGCUGAUGCCAAUGGGGUAGGAUGGGCCAUCGAUCGACGCGACUUUAAUCACGCAUUCGUGCCUCGCUACAAUGGCUUCGUCGCCGCACCGAACCUCGUCUACGACCGUAUCUUCGCAUACUAUGAUACGGAUAAGAAUGGGCUCAUCGGGUUCGAUGAGUGGGUCAAAGGGCUCGACGGCAUGCACGACACUGAUGCCCAUGUCAAGGCCAGAAUAGUCUUCAAUGGAUACGACAUCGACGGAGAUGGCUAUAUAUCGCGCAGGGACAUCCUGCGCAUAUUCAGAGCAUACUAUGCAAUCGAGAAGGAAGCUACAAGAAACUACAUCUCGGAGCUGUCAGACGAAGUCACUGUGCGGUCAGCUUUGGACACGAUUCGCUCUAGCCAGCCCCUGGGCUCCGCAUUUCCGCCCCGCAGUAUGGCUGCAUCGAACACGAACAAUCCCCGCCUACGGCAGAAGAGAGAAGAAGAUGUGACUACAACUCUCCCGCUGCUUGAGCAGAACAGCGACGAGGCUGAUCGGGCUGAGAUAAUAUGGACAACAGGUCUUCACCAUACCGAACCCACGUAUUCUCCGCGGACGCCGAACGAACAACAAAACGACAUCAUCACCCAGAGAUGGGCCCGCAGACAAUAUUACAUUGACGAAGAAGAGGGCCUAACACGGCCUGAAGGUUUCGAGGAAUCAGACGCUGACGAGUUGGAGACCGUCAAUAGGGCGAACGACAACGCUGAAAACGCAUACAUGAAUGAGAAUUGGACCCGCAACAGGAGCUCACGGUCAUCCUCAAGGGUCCGCUUUCAGGACGACGGGGACAUAGACACGCGCUCCAAUGCCUCUUCGUCCAGGCCCGUCGGAGAGCGAUGGGGUGGUUACGAAAUUCCUGAGCCUGAACAAGACCUUGGCAAAGAGGUACUAUAUCAGGUCACACAACAGGGGUUCAACGAACUACUCAACCCGCUUUUCCUAGAGAAAGAGGACAUGGCCAUGGACGCACAUGAGAAGCGCAACGAGCGACGAGCCAGAGCAGCCUCAAUCGACGCGCUGACCAUGCACCACUUCACGGACGGUAAGGCUGCUGUUGAAGCUAUUGUACAGGUUGGCGUUUUUCGAUUCUCGAAAUGCAUCAUCGACAGAUUCUGCAGGACACUCAAUAACGGACGACCACAUGUCAGAAACUUGUUCAUCAGUCAUAAUAACGGUAAACCAUAUACCGAGCGAGAGGCAUGCGCAAUACUCCAAGAGAUCUACGAUGAUGUUGAAGCGAGGGUACUUGAAACCGUGAAGAUAUCCAGAAAUACUAACGUCGACAACAUGACAAUGUGGAACACGUUGUUGAUCAAGUCCCAGCUUCGAGAAGAAGUCCUUAAUGCUAUCGUGGAAUGUGUACACAGUAAAGGAUGGCUGGCACCACCUGCAUUGAAUGGAAGUCCGGCUGGUACUUACAGGGAUCCCACUAUGCCCCAAUUCCGGCCAGACUCAUCCGAUGAACCGCCACCGACAGCCUUGCGGACUGUCUCGGAUAGCUCCUCAAAGACCAGUGUAGCCUCCGAUACUGAUACAUCCUCGCUACCCUCAGACGAAGGGACGGAUCUAAAUCGUUGUUUUUUUGCGGCCGCAGGUCACGACGGCCUAGAAGACUACUCAGAGCGAAGAUAUGCCGGCGAAAGCGAUUCUCCGGCUCAUGACACUACUGAUACUUUCGGAGAAGCUCCACAACUCAGCUCUUCGACAGCACAGCAAGGAGCAGAAGAUGGCCUGUAUGCGAUCAACUGGCGAUGGUAUACCGACAACCCCGAAAUCCACUGUCUCCUCAUUCAAAACAUUGAAGGUGUGGACACUAUCAUAUGUGCGCGCAACCAGAUCAAUCAUUCCACAAACCCACAUUAUACUGAGACGAAUCAACUUAAGCCGUUGCAACGCUCAAUACGUCAGCUUGCUAUGGACCCAAGAUCACGCCUUCACCUUAUCAUGCUAGCCAGUCUUGAGGCUGUCGAGCAGGAGAUCAACGAACGAAAAGGAAGCGGUCUCAUCAACUUUGAGGAGUUUGCGGAGCACAUGAGGCAGGGCAGGCUGGGAUUUCUUCAGGCUUGGAUGGAAUGGUUCUUUCAAUUGCUCAGUCUACCCUCGCGUAUUCACAAUACUCCGCCUCGCGACCUGACCAUGCUGAUAUGGACCUGA
Molecule: messenger RNA, 3894 nt
Organism: Alternaria burnsii
Lineage: Eukaryota; Fungi; Ascomycota; Dothideomycetes; Pleosporales; Pleosporaceae
Product: ef hand domain-containing protein
Exons: 5
Coding region: 1-3894 (1297 amino acids)
Cellular component (GO): intracellular anatomical structure
Molecular function (GO): oxidoreductase activity, acting on NAD(P)H, oxygen as acceptor; zinc ion binding; calcium ion binding
Source: RefSeq, a predicted model, not a curated record